This is a messenger RNA of Suricata suricatta (meerkat), 1738 nucleotides long. It is a transcript of the gene SUCNR1, whose product is annotated as succinate receptor 1. Gene Ontology annotation, cellular component: plasma membrane. NCBI's taxonomy places the organism in Eukaryota, Metazoa, Chordata, Mammalia, Carnivora, Herpestidae. Gene Ontology annotation, molecular function: G protein-coupled receptor activity. The transcript has 3 exons. The record is from RefSeq and is a predicted model, not a curated record. Gene Ontology annotation, biological process: G protein-coupled receptor signaling pathway. The coding region runs from base 79 to 1185 and encodes 368 amino acids.
UCCCCUUGAACUGGACUUGGGAGUUCAACUGAAUAAAUUAUUCCUGGACUUUUGAAUUAUUAAUCUUGUCUGCAUAAUAUGCAAAUUAAACUUCACUGUGUCCAGGGGCACAGUCUUGGGUUAGAAGCUGGAUCAGGUUGCUGGCGAAGAAUUUCCAUCAAGGGAUCAGGGCCUUCCAGCAGAAUGCUUGAAGCAGAAGACUUCUCCAUGGCUUCAGCAUGGCCCCUGACUUACCCAAGUGGUAGUUACUCGGAAUCAGGCACAUGUAGUAAUGCACGUCUUCCUGGCUGUCUCUGCAUUAGCAGUCAAACCUUCCUGUUGCACAGAAUCCUUGCAAAUACAGUUGUUGUGUUUGGCUACCUCUUCUGUCUGAAGAACUGGAAUAGCAGUAACAUUUAUCUUUUUAACCUCUCUAUCUCAGACUUGGCUUUUUUGUGCACCCUCCCCAUGCUGAUAAGAAGUUAUUCUCAGGGAAAAUGGACAUAUGGGGAUGUGCUCUGCAUAAGCAACCGAUAUGUGCUUCAUGCCAACCUCUACACCAGCAUCCUUUUUCUGACUUUUAUCAGUGUUGAUCGAUACCUGCUCAUGAAACAUCCUUUCCGAGAACACUUUCUUCAAAAGAAAGGGUUUGCUGUUUUGGUCUCUUUGGGUAUUUGGGUUUUAGUAACCCUAGAGCUACUGCCAAUACUUCGUCUUAUAAAUCCGAAUAUGGCUGCCAAUGGCAGCAACUGUAUUGACUAUGCAAGCUCUGGGGACCCCAAAUACAACCUCAUUUAUAGCAUGUGUCUAACCUUCUUGGGAUUCCUCAUUCCUCUUUUGGUGAUGGGCUUCUUUUAUUUCAAGAUUGCUCUUUUCUUAAAGCAGAGGAACAUGCAGCUUGCUACUGCUUUCCCCCUUGAAAAGCCCCUCACCUUAGUCAUCAUGGCAGUUGUGAUCUUCUCCGUGCUUUUUACUCCCUACCACAUCAUGCGGAAUGUGAGGAUCGCUUCACGCCUGGGAAAGUGGAAGCAGUCCCGAUGUACUCAGGCCACCAUCAACUCCUUAUAUAUUUUGACUCGACCAUUGGCUUUUCUGAACAGCACCAUCAACCCUGUCUUCUAUUUCCUUAUGGGAGAUCACUUCAGGGAGAUGUUGAUGAGUAAGCUGAGGCACCAAUUCAAAUCCCUUACAUCCUUUAGAAGAUGAAGUCACGGACUAAUGUUUCCACUAAAAAAAAAAAGGAGGGAGAUGAUUGUGUAACAUAUGUUUUGUAUGUGCAACUGUAGGCCAAUUGGAAUUUUAUUUAACUCAUAGACAUAAAUUAGAGACAGAAAGACAUGACGCUGUUUUAGAGACACACUGUGCCCAGAGUCUGUGAAAAGAAAAGAGUGGGAAGUAUUUAUCGGUUUCUUCACCUACGAAUUGAAAGGAGUUGUACUGCCAUUGUCUAAUGUUUGAACAUAAAAGCCCCAAAUCCUAGGUGUUCUAAGUCUUUCUCAAUCAGUGUAAAAGAAAUAGAAGAUAGAUAAAGCAGCAAGUAGUCUGCAUUUAAUCAUCACCCAGAUUGUGGGGAGAAAAAAAUGUGUUGGCAACAUUCUCCAUGUUGUUCUUAUUCACUUGAUCUUAUAACUUAAUGUGAAAUUGAAUAACAAAUUAGGCAUAGACAUAAUGAUUGUUGUUAGAAAUUGGGCGCCUGAGUGGCACAGUCAUUUAAGCAUUCAACUUCGGCUCAGUUCAUGAUUUCAUGAUUCAUGAGUUA